CGGUGUUGACGGUACUCAGUCGUAACCCGUCGUUUGCCUGAACAAAAGGGAGCUAAGAGAGAGAGAGAGAGAGAGCUGCUGCAGAGCCUCUCCGUUUUCUCACGCUUCGCCCGCGCGCCGCGUCGUGUCUCCAUGGGGGGCCACGGGAACGAGCCCGAGACCAUCGACUACUCGGUGCACGAGGCCUGGAACGAGGCGACCAACGUGUACCUGCUGGUCGUCCUGGUCAGCUUCGCCCUGCUGAUGUACGCCAGAAAAAACAAGAGGAAGAUCAUGCGCAUCUUCACUCUGCCCCCCACCGUCGGCAGCAGCCCGGAGCCGAACUUCUACGACAGCCUGCAGAAGGUCCGCCUGCGGCAGCAGCUGGAGAUGUACUCUCUGGCCAGGAAGUUUGACCAGCAGCAGGGCCAGUCGGACAGCGUGCAGCUCUCCAUGGAAUGAGGGCAGGGAGGAGGAACUCGUCCAUCUCUGGGCGUCUUCAAGCCCUCUGUGUAGAAGGAUUUCAACGGUGGCGCCCCCCCCCCCCCGCCCGAUCAGAGGCGGAGCCAAAAGCGCUACGCCGAGACGCUCUUCCUUCCCAUUGUGUUGUCUUGUCUCUCCCCUCCCCCCCCUGUCUAUAGUGGAGUAAAUGCAGCUGGGUGGAUGGAGAAGCAGCACAGGGAGAUCCUGGCAUCGAGCAGAGACUGAUGGAUUGAGACGUGAAGAACCUGCACUGCAGCAAACGUCACGGACACUCAGAUUUAAAUUAAAGAACCAUGAAGAUUUCUUUGCACAUCGAACACGAUCCUAGUUUCCAUUCCAUUCGUGUUUCUUUACUUUGUUAAAUGUCAUUUGUGGAGUGAAAUUAAGAUUCUCAAAUGUGAAAAUAAAGAUAACCAUCAGUCAAUGUCUUGAUUAUCAGACCCGA
Molecule: messenger RNA, 907 nt
Organism: Pseudoliparis swirei
Lineage: Eukaryota; Metazoa; Chordata; Actinopteri; Perciformes; Liparidae
Gene: smim19
Product: small integral membrane protein 19
Exons: 3
Coding region: 133-441 (102 amino acids)
Source: RefSeq, a predicted model, not a curated record